Artibeus jamaicensis (Jamaican fruit-eating bat) is the source of this 2250-nucleotide messenger RNA. It is a transcript of the gene BAK1, whose product is annotated as BCL2 antagonist/killer 1. NCBI's taxonomy places the organism in Eukaryota, Metazoa, Chordata, Mammalia, Chiroptera, Phyllostomidae. Gene Ontology annotation, molecular function: protein homodimerization activity; protein heterodimerization activity. The record is from RefSeq and is a predicted model, not a curated record. The transcript is spliced from 7 exons. Gene Ontology annotation, biological process: intrinsic apoptotic signaling pathway in response to DNA damage; extrinsic apoptotic signaling pathway in absence of ligand; regulation of apoptotic process. Gene Ontology annotation, cellular component: mitochondrial outer membrane. Bases 285 to 1046 code for a protein of 253 amino acids.
CGGCGACCGAAGAGCAACUUCCUCUAGAGGGAGCUGAUUGGAACCGGCAACAGCCAGCACCUCUAUGAUUGCCGAAGCUUCUUGGGUCUCCAGGGCCGUGCUGGGAUGAGCCGAGGCUGUGUCCAGACACCAGGAAUUCACUGACACGUGUUCCGAGAAGCUGGGCCUGGGAACCUACCCCUGGAGCAGCCCCUCGGGAUCUCCAGCCUCGGUCCCGCUGAGCCAUCCCUGGCCUAGGCCAGGGUCUGGGCAGACUAACACUGCUGUCCCCUGAGACCUGAAAAAUGGCUUCUGGGCAAGGACCAGGCCCUCCCGGGCAGGGGUGUGAAGAGCCUGCCCCGUCUUCCACUUCAGGGAAAAUAUUGCUACGACUUUGGGAAGGAAGUAAGAUGGCUGCCGUUCCUUCUUCCAAGGGGACCAUCAGAGAAGCCUGCACCUUGCAGUCACAGGCUGUUCCCUGGACUUUGGGUUCAGUCCCAGAGGAGCAGGUAGUCCGGGACACAGAGGAGGUUUUCCACAACUACGUUUUUUACCGCCAUCAGCAGGAGCAGGAGGCUGAGGGGGCGGCUGCCCCUGCUGACCCCGAGAUGGUCACCUUGCCCCUAGAACCUGCCAGCAUAAUGGGGCAGGUGGGUCGGCAGCUGGCCAUCAUCGGGGACGCCAUCAACCAGCGCUAUGAUGAGGAGUUCCAGACCAUGCUGCAUCGCCUGCAGCCAACUGCAGAGAACGCCUAUGAGUAUUUCACCAAGAUCGCCUCCAGCCUGUUUGAGAGUGGCAUCAACUGGGGCCGAGUGGUGGCUCUCUUGGGCUUUGGCUACCGCCUGGCCUUAUAUGUCUACCAGCGUGGACUGACUGGCUUCCUGGGCCAGGUGACCCGCUUCGUGGUCGACUUCAUGCGGCAUCACUGCAUUGCCCGGUGGAUCGCGCAACGGGGAGGCUGGGUGGCAGCCCUGGACUUGGCCAACGGCCCUAUCAGGAACGUGCUGGUUGUUCUGGCUGUGGUUCUGUUGGGCCAGUUUGUGGUACGAAGAUUCUUCAAGUCAUGACCCCAGGAGGGGCUCUUUGGGGUCCCAGUCGAGACCCCUGCCUGGACUUCAGCUAAGCCUUCUUCCCUUACCACCUCCCCUGCAGGGGUCCUCCCCUCAAGAAUACAGAAGCUUUAGCAAGUGGGCACUCCAGCUUUGAAGUGUCCCUGCUCAGGGGUCAGUCAGGCCUCAGGGGUACCCCAACAUUUCAUGGUGCUAAUGGGCCCCAUCUCUGGGCUCAGCUCUGUCUGCUGGGCUUUGGGGAGGUUGAUAACUUAGGGAAGCAAGAAGCUGGGAGGCACUUUCCCCCCGGGAAGUCCUUAAUGAUUUUAGCUUUUUAUAAUACCCUUAGAAAGACACCUCCCCCACCCCAUUUCUACCACUCUGCUCCAGGCCAGGACAUCUGGGGUGCAGGGGGUUAGUGGGCCUGCCCUGUGUUGCCCAGGAACACAUUUGGCUGUUCUGGGAGAUCAGAGCUUUAAAGCUGGGCCUGGAGCCCAAUCCUGACCCUUCCAAAGCAUCAUGUUCCCCAAGAACAGGACUAGCUGGGGUUGGGGAACAGGACCUGCUCAACUGUCCCCCCAUCCCAUACUGCCUUGGCAGUUGGACUCUCAGGGAUUUAGGGUCUGAGGUGUGGAGUGAGGGUGCAGACCGGAGCUGUCUGAAUUUAUCCAUCAGGUGCCUCCAAAUCUGCCUCCUAAGGUGCUUGGUUCUCUCCCUUCCCCUCACCACCGGUUCCCGAUGCUGUCAUUACUAGUGAAGGCUGCCUGUCCCAUCACUCCAUAUAAAAAGGGCAGAGGCCUUGGCAGAGUGGAGUGCUGAGGACCCCACCUUGCACAGACUCCAGGGUUUAGGGCUAUGGUUUGUUACUGUCAGGGAAGGGCUAGUGAGCUCAUCUUGAGGUUUCUGAGUGAGAGAAGGGCUGUUAACAUCACCAGGAACCCCAAGGUUGGAAUCCUCCCUCAUGGGUUGGGCACAGUGUAAUCUGGGGGUGUGCAGGGGAAACUGUGAAUACUUGACCUCUAUCCCCAGACCCCCAUCCCCUAUACUUAUGGCCUAAGCCCUUCCUGUGGGUAGGGAGUAGAGUAACUUGUCUACCUUGUACAGCCCAGGGAAUUGGGAAGAGAAGUUGUUGAUUAAGCCAAAUGCAGGGAGCCCACUGGCCACCCCCACCCUUUGAGAGUGAAAAUAAACUGCCGUCCCCCCAUUCCUACUGGUAAUUUUU